AUUAAUUGCCCAUCAUGGCGGACACGAACCAGACGCUGGCCAAGGGCACGCCGUCGGCGUCCUUCCGCCUCCGCAACGGCAGCCUGAACGCGGUGCGCCUGCGCCGCGUCUUCGACCUCUUCGACCGCAACGGCGACGGCGAGAUCACCGUGGACGAGCUGGCGCAGGCGCUGGACGCGCUGGGCCUGGACGCCGACCGCGCCAGCCUGGCCGCCACCGUGGGCGCCUACGUGCCCGAGGGCGCCGCGGGCCUGCGCUUCGGCGACUUCGACGCGCUCCACCGCGCGCUCGGCGACGCCUUCUUCGGCGCGCUCGCCGACCAGGACGACGCCGCGGACGACGAGGAGGAGAUGCGGGAGGCCUUCAAGGUCUUCGACGUCGACGGCGACGGCUUCAUCUCCGCCGCGGAGCUGCAGGAGGUGCUCAAGAAGCUCGGCCUCCCGGAGGCCAGCAGCAUGGCCAACGUCAAGGAGAUGAUCUGCAACGUCGACCGCGACCGCGACGGCCGCGUCGACUUCAGCGAGUUCAAGUGCAUGAUGCAGGGGAUCACCGUCUGGGGCGCCUGAUGAUCAUCGAUCGCCCCGGCCCAGCCCCCAGGUGGGAUCGUCCAAGAAGAUCUAGAUGCAUGCAUGCCAUGAUAUAUAUGCUAGCUGCUCAUCAGUACCUUAAUUAUUUCUCUUAUAUAUUAUCUAGUAGUAUAGUUGGCUGAAUGCACGCACUACUGCAGGCAGCAGGGCCUGAUGGUCCUUUUAAUUCAAUUGUCUUGUGGCUGUAGGUACUACUGCCUCCCCUCUCCUCCCCUGAUGCAUGCGUAUCAGCGUAUG
Molecule: messenger RNA, 824 nt
Organism: Panicum virgatum (switchgrass)
Lineage: Eukaryota; Viridiplantae; Streptophyta; Magnoliopsida; Poales; Poaceae
Product: probable calcium-binding protein CML32
Exons: 1
Coding region: 15-566 (183 amino acids)
Molecular function (GO): calcium ion binding
Source: RefSeq, a predicted model, not a curated record